AUGAAUUAUAUAAGCAUCCCAGAAACUGCAGUACAAGUUUGCGCUGCCUCGUGGUAUCUGACUACGCGAAAGCUUAUAGUGAUUUCCUCCGAAUUCCAGCACAUAAUGAAGUUGAUACUGUGGAUGGCCGUGCUGUUGGUCAAGCCGUGUUUUGGAUCGCUUGGAGACCAGUUGGACGAGUUCCAGGAUUGCGUGACCAAAUGCCGCUAUCUGACCUGCCCAUACACCGAAGAACUCCAGCUUCCCUCGGACAAUGUUUUGUCCAGAUGGUACGACGAGGAAGAAGAACAGCCACUUUUUGACAAACAACCCCUGGCUCUGACACUGAGGCUUUUGGGGUGGGGUUGCCCGGACAAUUGCGACUAUCGUUGUCAGAGACUGAUCACUGUCCAGCGACAACAGCUCGGCGAUGAAGUGUAUCAAUUCCACGGUAAAUGGCCAUUCAUCCGAGUUUUUGGUAUCCAGGAGUUAUUUUCAACGAUUUUCAGUAUUCUGAACUUCUUUCCACAUUACCAUGGCUUUCGCUUGAUGUUGGCCCAUUACAGGCAGGACAGGUUCUCCGGGUCCAAAUUUGCCAACCAAUACUUUGCUUAUGGCAUUGUUGGACUAGUGGCGAUGUUUGCGUGGAUAUUUUCAACUAUUUUCCAUCUUAGAGACACCUGGGACCGCGAACGGCUGGACUACUUCUUUGCCGGUGCCACAGUGCUGAGUGGACUAUACGGUAUCACUGUGCGUGUUUUCGAGCUUUAUGAACCCCAAAACAACACAAAGAGACGUGCAUUUGGACUUCUAGUGGUUCUCAUGUAUAUUGGCCAUGUAGCGCGACUUUUAGUUGACUGGUCGUACACAUACAAUAUGGAGGCCAAUGUGUUGGUGGGAUUGGUGCAGUAUGUCCUGUGGAUCUACCAUGCAAUCAAUUCUUUCCAGAUAUACAGACAACGUGCCAGUAAGGUACUACCUGCUUUUCGUGGAUCUAAAAACGGGUCAAAUCAACUGAAAGCUGAUCUUCUCAAUAAGGAUGUCAAUUGGACAUUGAUCCCGCUGCUUUUGGUAGCCAGUGUUAGUUUCGGAAUGUCGUUUGAGCUGUUUGAUUUUGCACCCUUUUUUGACCUUGUGGAUGCCCAUGCUUUGUGGCAUUUCGUGACCAUUUGGCCAGCCUGGUACUGGUACGACUACAUGGUGCAGGAUGUUGAGAAUCUGAAGCUGAUCAAAUCUGACUGA
Kuraishia capsulata CBS 1993 is the source of this 1221-nucleotide messenger RNA. RefSeq lists its product as uncharacterized. Gene Ontology annotation, cellular component: endoplasmic reticulum membrane. Gene Ontology annotation, biological process: GPI anchor biosynthetic process. Lineage: Eukaryota; Fungi; Ascomycota; Pichiomycetes; Pichiales; Pichiaceae. The transcript has a single exon. Gene Ontology annotation, molecular function: hydrolase activity, acting on ester bonds. The record is from RefSeq and is a predicted model, not a curated record. Bases 1 to 1221 code for a protein of 406 amino acids.